GUCUAUUUCUACAAUUUAUCUUGUUAUAAUCAGAUUUUGAACCUAACCCCAUGACUAACGCUAACAUUAUAUUAAGACCAAAACAAAUGUUAGUUUAAAUAUUUUUUUUUACGAUACAGACAAUUUUGUCUUUGCGGCUGUCUAUUGGAAACCCUAGGACGAUUUGACAGCCGUCUACCUAUCAAACAUGGCUGACCAAAACAAAACAUCAGCUAAAGUAGAAUUCGGCAAUGAAUUAUUAAACCCAUCUGAGCUGUUCGAAGCCCGCACGCGCAGCCACAAGAUCCCGGUGCGCGGGCAGAAGGAUUUCAUUCCCACUGGGUCGGAUCAGCAAAAGGAUAGGCUUCAGCAGAGUUUGGACGAGCACUGGAAUCUAGUAUCUGAGGAGCGAGUGGAGAGGUUGGGGAACCUGGUGAAGGCAGUGUGGAUUCCCAGUGACAUGAAAGUGGAGCUGCAGUCACCAGCAGGGAAGUUUUGGCAGACUAUGGGGUUUUCUGCCCAUGGUAAGCAAUGUCUACAUCCAGAAGAGGCUCUCUAUCUAAUGGAGUGUGGAAACCUGCAAGUGUUCUACCAAGACCUGCCACUGUCCAUCCAAGAGGGCUAUGAGAGAUUUCUAUACUCGAAGACAAUGAGUGUACAGCAUUACCAGGUUUUUGGCCAUUUGAAGCGACUUGGCUAUGUGGUGAACAGAUUUGAUCCCAGUUCUGUGCCAUCGCAGUAUGAGAGGCAGUUGAACCUGCCCCAGUCCCUAGACAGAUCAGGAAGACUUCCGAAGAGGAAACGCAGCCACAGCCCCACCUCCAGGCACACAGGAACACAGGAGGGCCCCACUUCUAAGAGAAUGGAGGAGGAGAAAGACUGCAACAGAGAGGAAGAGGACAAGAAUCCUGACUCUCUUCCAGAUCUUUCAGCCCCAGAUAUUGACGAAAUCCAAACAGCAUCAUACGUUGACCCCACCACUUCAACCGAGGGUGGCCAGGGCAGGAGCUGGUGGUCAAAGGAAGGCUCCCCAGACCCUGACUCUGAGCUGCCAGGUCAGCCCCAGAGUUCCCCUCGCUGGGACUUCAGCUCCAUCCCCUUCCCAGACCUGGGCUCCAGAAGCUGGCUCCCCAGCAGCCUGACCUCCCCAGACCCCUGCCUGCUGCCCGGCGCUGUGGGGUCAGUGGGGGCCUGCGAUGUGGCCCCCUGGCUGCAGAGGCUCAACCUGCGGGAGGUGAGGAUGUCCCGGCGUGAGUGUGAGAGGGAGCGGGACAGGGACCGGUACCGGAGGGACAUCAACCAGGACAGAGAGGUACGACGUUGCAGGAACUGGGCGGAGUACCAGGAGCUACAGGGGAGAAGGAUUCAACGGAGCCGCAGAGAUAGGCCAACACACCUGUGGGAGGGGCCGGUCACACCCCUACAUGACCCUGCACAGGUCACUUCAACUGGUGAGCUGCUGGAUAAAAUCAGUGUGAUCAAAUCCACACGGCUGCUGGAGGGAGCAUCCAGUUUGAAAGGUUCAGAGGAGUGGAGAAUCUGUUUCAACAUUUACCAACCCGACACGGUAGCUGAAUUCAAAAAGAGCGCUCCUGGAAAACCCUAUUCCCGCAUGUGUGUGUGCAGUUUCGAUGGUCCAGUGCCUGACUUGUGGACACUGAAAUUGCUGGCUUUCCAGAGUGGGGACGUCCUGGUCACCUAUGCAGUGGUGGACCACGGGGACAUCUCCUUCUACUCCUUCAAGGACUUCCAGAUACCCACAGACACGUCCUUCUGAGGGCCUGACCACAGUAAACAGUCACACAGCCCUGGUUUAACCAUGCCAGGGCUGCCUGCGGUGGAUCUGAAACUCUGCAACUGGAACUAAUGCCAAAGAAAUGAACAAAACGUAAUUAUCUUAGUGAAUUGAUGAACGGCAGUCCUCACACUGUUUGAUGCUGUAGUAUGCCUUCCUCCUGUGUUGCAGACUUCUUUUAGUGGCAUAUGAUCAUCUGUAUCUGAAGGCAACCUACAUUGUCACCUCUCCAAACAAUGUCACCAUGUCUUAUACCAAGCGUGGUUUUGUAAAGCCUCUGAAGAUUUUGAACCAAAUUGGCUCGGUUUUCUUCUGCCUUUAUCUCAUCACCACCAUUAGUUUUCUGGUAUUCAUAUACUGUAUCACGAGUGGCUUCACAAUGUAUGCACUUAGUAUAGAUGCGGUAUGUGUAGAUCAUGCGUAUAUCUCAGCCCUUUAUUUUUGUCUAUCUGCCCAUAUUUUAGAUCCAAUCAGCUUUACUGACUGGCCUUUUGUUGUUGUAACCUCACAUGUUUAAGUUACCUGACUCCUGUUCUCUUGUUUUUUUUGUUUCACAUUGCUUGUAAAUGAUGGCCUGUAUCUGUAGAGUUUAUAUUCACAUUAUGUCUUUGUGGUUGAGUUAUUGGUGCAUUGUUCUCAUUGUCCUUCCUAACAAAACCAAUCCCCCAAACCCAAGUAAUGCCUACCAUACACUUCUGCCCAUUACAUAAAGAAAACAACCUUUAUUCUACUUUUAUGACAUCCUGUCUGAAAUCUAUGGGACUAGUAAGCCUGUGUAAUAACAUUUUCUUUACAUUUCCUUUGGAUGGCCUAAUCUGAAGAUGUAAAGCACAUACUCUUCUCUCUUAUAUCAGUCCACAAACUCAGUGGUGUUAAAACAUUGAGAUGAGGUUAUUGACCACACCCUGCUCCUCUCAGCUCUAGCUUACCAGCAAACCCUGUCCAUCAGUCCUUCUGUGAUGUGCAGUACAAUAAAUACACUGGAUUUCCACCCUUCA
Oncorhynchus tshawytscha (Chinook salmon) is the source of this 2772-nucleotide messenger RNA. RefSeq names its product tRNA-splicing endonuclease subunit Sen54. The record is from RefSeq and is a predicted model, not a curated record. Gene Ontology annotation, biological process: tRNA-type intron splice site recognition and cleavage. NCBI's taxonomy places the organism in Eukaryota, Metazoa, Chordata, Actinopteri, Salmoniformes, Salmonidae. The transcript has 11 exons. The coding region runs from base 188 to 1756 and encodes 522 amino acids. Gene Ontology annotation, cellular component: tRNA-intron endonuclease complex.